This is a messenger RNA of Carlito syrichta (Philippine tarsier), 3121 nucleotides long. RefSeq names its product WD repeat domain 78 (gene DNAI4). Gene Ontology annotation, cellular component: axonemal dynein complex. Gene Ontology annotation, biological process: cilium movement. The record is from RefSeq and is a predicted model, not a curated record. The transcript has 17 exons. The coding region runs from base 563 to 2953 and encodes 796 amino acids. NCBI's taxonomy places the organism in Eukaryota, Metazoa, Chordata, Mammalia, Primates, Tarsiidae. Gene Ontology annotation, molecular function: dynein heavy chain binding; dynein light chain binding.
GUUUAACAAGUUACUUAUUUAUUUCUGGAACUAGCUAGGUUCCUAGAAUUUCCCUUAAAGGAACGGAACUUAAGGAUUUUUCUUUCCAUGCUCGGUGUCUGAAGACCCUUUUAAAAAAAGUUGGUUCUUGCUUUGUCUCGACUGGGGAUUAAGUUUUAACAUGAAUUUUGGUGGACACAAGUAUUAAAGCCAUAGCAGUAUUGUAUCCCUGCCAGCACAUAGCAUAGAACUUUAUGUAUAGUAAAUGUUUUAUAAAUAACUGUUGAAUAAAUAGGUGAAAUUGAGUUGGCUUAUAUUGCAAUAACUUUCAUCCCAUUAAAGUAAGAAGAGGGUAAUACAGGUACCUUUUCUUAAGCCACUUCUACUUUCCCUCUUGGGAUUAUUUAUUUCAUACUGAGAUGUAUGUGUCUGUAGUAUGCUUUAAUUUUCCUCUUUUUUCAUAGAAGUUAUAAUACUCUAUAGAUAUCUAUUGAAUGCCUCAUAUUUUCCAGGUAUUGUCAUAGAUUCUAAAGAUACAAGAACAAACAAAACCACUUAGAACCUUGCUUCAGGAAACUAAAAAAUGUACAGGAGCAGUGCCACACAACCGAAGAAGUCUAUUAGCUUCAUCAGCCCUGUAAGAGGAGCACCAGCCAAGAGCUAUGCUGGUGCGAAUCAAAGCAGAAUGGCGAUAUCAAAAACCAUGGUUGUACCGGAAUUGAAAUUAGCAGAAAAAAUUAACAUUUCUAGCACAAAGAUAACACAGGUGCUGGAUAUAAAUGGAGUUGAUGUUACCCCUCGACCCCUUUACCAUCCAGAUCCACAGACUGGGCCAGCGAAGCCAAAUAAACUCUUUACAUCACAGGAGGGAUCGCUUGGCUCAGACUUCAUAUCUUCCUAUACCCUUUAUCAGAAUACCACAAAUCCUAAUAUGUUAGGGCAGUUUACAAGGUCAGUUUUAGGAAGCAGUACAGUUUCCAAGUCCAGUGCAUCAACAACUGAAUCAAUAGCAGAAGACCUAGAAGAAUCAUCCUAUAAACGAGAAAAAUUGACCAGUUUCACAGAUUUGCGAGUUAUGAGAGCAAUACCUGAAAAAGCUAUAACAAAAGAAGACCUGGAGAAGAAUAUAAAGAUAAUACUCACAGAGACGGAAACACUGAGAUUUUUUGACUUGCCAACAGUCAUGGUGUCUGUAGAAUCUGAAGAAGCUGAGAAAGUAAUCCAGAGAAACAAAAAUUAUGAAAUCCUUUGUAAAAACAGAGUAGGCAAUGACCUAUAUGUUGAAAGGAUGAUGCAAACUAUCAAUGGAGCACCAAAGAAUAAAGACAUUCAAUGUGAUAAGAUCAUAAUGGAAGACAAAGGCAUAAUGUCCACUGCCUGGGAUUUGUAUGAUUCUUUCAAUACUAUGGAACUUGUAUCUUUAUCAGUAAAACAAUCUGCAACUGAGCCAAGUAGUAAAGCAAGCGUACCUCCUAAAGAGCAGGACCAAAGAUUGCCAGGGAGCACUACAGAGAAAAAUAGUGAAGCUAGUUCUCUCAUGGAUAUAGAAAAUGUAAUUUUGGCAAAAAUCCGUGAAGAUGAGGAGGACCACUCAGAUAUGAUAUUUAAAUCUGACAAAUUCCGUCAGGACUUAUUUUUUAUGGAACGGGUUCUAAUGGAAAAUGUAUUUCAGCCAAAACUUGCAGCCUAUCGUCAGCUUCCUGUUUUAAAAGAGCCAGAACUUGAAGAGCCUGAAGACUUUUUGGAAGGUGAAAAGCAUGAAGAGGCAGAGGACGAAGUUAGGAAGGAGGAGGAAGAAGAAACAGAAAUACAUGCAGAACAAUCAACAAUCCCAGCCAAUUUGGAACGACUUUGGUCUUUUUCCUGUGACCUGACCAAAGGCCUCAAUGUGAGCAGCCUUGCCUGGAAUAAAACAAAUCCAGACCUUUUGGCUGUUGGCUAUGGGCACUUUGGAUUUAAAGAGCAAAAAAGAGGAUUAGCUUGCUGCUGGUCUAUAAAGAAUCCCAUGUGGCCAGAACGUAUUUAUCAGAGUUCAUAUGGCGUUACUGCUGUGGAUUUUUCAAUUGGAGCACCUAACCUUUUAGCUGUUGGCUACCACAAUGGCACGAUUGCAAUUUACAAUGUACAGAGCAGCAGCAGCGUUCCAGUUCUGGAUAGCAGUGAAUCACCUAAUAAACAUUUGGGACCUGUAUGGCAACUACAGUGGAUAGAACAAGAUCGAGGGACAACAGGUGAUGACAAGAGAGAAAUACUAGUUUCUAUAUCAGCAGAUGGAAGAAUCUCCAAGUGGGUUAUACGAAAAGGACUAGACUGCCAUGACUUAAUACGAUUAAAGCGAACGACUGCUAACAGCCACAGAAAAGGAGGAGAGAAGGAAAAGAAAGGGGAAGCGCUGAUAUCCCGACAGGCUCCUGGCAUGUGUUUUGCUUUUCAUCCUAAGGACACAAACAUCUACUUGGCUGGCACUGAAGAAGGUCAUAUUCACAAAUGUUCUUGUUCAUAUAAUGAACAAUACUUAGAUACCUACAGAGGACAUAAGGGUCCAGUGUAUAAAGUAACAUGGAAUCCAUUUUGUCAUGAUGUGUUUUUAAGCUGUUCUGCAGAUUGGGGUGUUAUUAUAUGGCAACAGGAGAAUGUCAAGCCAUUUUUGAGUUUUUAUCCAACUACUUAUGUUAUUUACGAUGUUGCCUGGUCCCCAAAGUCACCUUAUAUAUUUGCAGCUGCAAAUGAGAGCAGAGUGGAGAUUUGGGACCUCCACAUCAGCACUUUGGACCCUCUGAUUGUGAAUGUUGCUAACCCCGGAAUCAAGUUCACAACCAUUCUCUUUGCCAAACAAACAGAUUGCCUUCUGGUGGGAGACAGUGACGGACAGGUUGCUGUGUAUGAACUGAAAAAUAUGCCUACUGCUUUGGAUUCUGGCCGGGGAAAUAUAAUAGAUACUUUGCUUGGACCCAAGUCAAACCAACCAGGAUGAUGCAUCAUCCAAAUAUCUUUUUUGUUGUUUAAAGAAAAAGAAGCCAUGUUUAAUAUCCAAUAUUCUGCAUUGUAUGCUGCAAGUCAGAUUUUUAUUUUAGAAAACAAUAUUUGAUGUAUAACUUCCACUUAAAUGUAGCAUAGAUUUAGUGAAAUUUUAUUUUAGAGA